Molecule: messenger RNA, 2377 nt
Organism: Nerophis lumbriciformis (worm pipefish)
Lineage: Eukaryota; Metazoa; Chordata; Actinopteri; Syngnathiformes; Syngnathidae
Product: ras-GEF domain-containing family member 1B-B-like
Biological process (GO): Ras protein signal transduction
Cellular component (GO): plasma membrane
Molecular function (GO): guanyl-nucleotide exchange factor activity
Source: RefSeq, a predicted model, not a curated record
GAGACUGACUUCAGGCUUGAAACAUUCUCACAUAUCAGCAGAAGAAGCACGACGGAGCUGAGAACAAGAGAAACACUUGAAAUACUUCCAGAAACUUUCAUACACGCCGUGUGGAUUUACAUGUCAGGCUGUGACAAUACUACGUCCAACGAAUAGUUGCUUUUCUUUGGAAGGGCUGACGUGACGUGACGCUGAUCUGCAUCACAUCGCAGGUGAUUAUGCCUCCCACAACCCCGCCAUACGCUGGAAAGUUCAGCACUUGUGGCCUUUACAGCAAUAACAACAACUACCCACAGCCUCACAGCCCUUAUCAUCACAGCACCUGUGCAAAGCCCACCAAGGAAAACAAGGUCUACAAGGGUGCCUUCCCUGUGGCGGAGAACCCGUACGACAUACCGCAGGCUCACAGCACGUAUUGUGGCGUACAUAUGGACUCUGUGAGCAUGAAGGAGCAUCAUUACAACAGCAGGGGUUCUGCUCUGGACAACUUGUACGCCAGCGUGCAGCCUCACAGCACUUCCUGUCCCGCACGCAUGCACCGGCAAACCAGCAACAACAGCAGCGGCAGCGAGCAAUCCUGUCGGAGCAACCCCGCCGCAAAAAGUCGGCUUUACGGACACGGCGUCACUGCUAGUUAUGGGGAAAUGUGUUACCAUGACAACAGUUUGGUUUCAGCAUCUCUUGAGGCGCUGAUCCAGCAUUUGGUUCCUACAGUAGAUUACUACCCCGAUCGAUCCUACGUCUUUACCUUCCUGCUGAGUUCACGCCUCUUCCUGCACCCCUACGAGCUUAUGACACGAGUGUGUCACCUAUGUGUGGAGCAGCAGCGCUGUGGAGACGCCCUGCUGGACAAGAUACGUUUCUGUGAAGUGGCGCCAAAGCUGGUUCAGCUGCUGACCGAAUGGACAGAGACCUUCCCGUAUGACUUCCGGGAUGAGCGGAUGAUGCGUUGCCUCAAGGACAUGACGCACCAUGUGGCCAGAGGAGACGAGUAUUCAUGGCGAGCCAUGCAGCAGAUGACCCAGCGCCUCAUCAAACGCCUGUCGGCUCUGGGCCAAUACGAAGAGGCGACAGCUGCGCUAAACUCUGUGGCGUCUGAGCGUCCCGCCUCCCUGAAGAGCAAGCGGGAAUCUGCGCAAAGAAUGGACAUAUUUGGCGUCUGCGAUGACCCCUUCGUCCUCGCCCAGCAGCUCACGCACAUUGAACUAGACAGGCUGAGUUUUAUAGGGCCUGAGGAAUUCAUUCAGACAUUCGCCAUGAAGGACCCUCUGGAGAACCACAAGGGUUUCUUUCGGAAGCGUAAAACCAGUAACCUGGAGGCUUAUGUGAACUGGUUCAACAGACUGAGUUUCCUCGUGGCCACAGAAAUCUGUAUGCCAAUGAAGAAGAAACAGCGAGCGCGGAUCAUCGAGUUCUUCAUCGAUGUGGCUCAGGAGUGUUUCAACAUUGGCAAUUUCAACUCCCUGAUGGCCAUCAUCACUGGGAUGAACAUGAGUCCUGUUGCCAGGCUGAAAAAGACCUGGAAUAAAGUCAACACUGACAAGUUUGAAAUCCUGGAGCACCAGAUGGACCCGUCCAGUAACUUCAGUAACUAUCGCACGGCGCUCCGCGGUGCCACUCAGAGGUCGGAGACGGCACACAGCAGUGAGGAGAAGAUUGUCAUUCCUUUCUUCAGUCUCCUCAUCAAAGACAUCUACUUCCUGAAUGAAGGCUGUGCCAGCAGGCUGUCCAAUGGACACAUCAACUUUGAGAAACUGUGGGAUCUGGCAAAGCAAGUGAGUGAGUUCCUGGUUUGGCGGCAGGUGAUCUGCCCGUUUGAUCGAGAUCGCAGAAUUCUUCAGUACGUCGUCACCACGCCAGUCUUCUCUGAAGACGAGCUCCAUCUGGCGUCUUACGAGAGCGAAGGACCAGAGAACAACAUGGAGAAGGACAGUCGUCGUUCUCUCCGAUCUUCUCUUCUGCAUCGAGAGAAUCGGUGAUGUGGACAAUGUCUUCUACUGGUGUCAAUCAACUUUCUUCUCAGCCCAACAACACAACGGAGACCAGCUGCUUCCAGGAAGUGGAAGUCUUGAGCGCUUCAUUUUUAACGACAUCAGUUGAAAAUGUCAGCAUGAAUUACUUCUCCAAAUACUUCUUAGUGCACUUUCACCCUGUUGUGGUGACGUCAUGCCAGCUAAACCACGCACUUCCUCUUGUCUCCUGGGAGCAUCUUCCUACAUAUCAACAAUGAAGGCUUUUCUUCUUUAUGUAUAUAAACAUGUUUUGUAAAGUAUGUUCAAUCUUUCCUGUGUAUUUUGUGUCUAUGGGUACUUUUCCUGAAUCCUUUGUGAAAACAGAGUUAUAUAUUUUUUUCUCUCAAAUAAAGUGAAAAAAACAA